AGAAGCGGUCGGUUUUCCAGAAUCAAUCGGAACCGAAACUCCGAUCAAAUUAGGGUUUUAGCUUUAGCUCCUUUCCCCCCGAUUCGCCCUUCCUCCUCCCGCUCGGAGCUCGCCGGCUGAUCGCAAUGGCGGACGACGACUACAAUGAAGUUGACAUGGGGUACGAAGAUGAACCGCCAGAGCCUGAGCUUGAAGAAGGUGUCGAGGAGGAUGUAGAAAACGCUAACCAUGAGGAUGUUCCUGAUGCUCUUGAUGGUGAAGAAAAGGAAGAAGAACCUGUAGAGCGGCCUCGUAAGACAUCAAAGUUUAUGACGAAAUAUGAGCGUGCUAGAAUUCUGGGUACUCGUGCUCUGCAGAUCAGCAUGAAUGCGCCUGUCAUGGUUGAGUUAGAGGGCGAAACUGAUCCACUAGAGAUUGCCAUGAAAGAGCUCCGAGAGAGGAAAAUACCAUUCACCAUCCGUCGCUAUCUCCCCGAUGGAAGUUAUGAGGAUUGGGGAGUAGACGAAUUGAUCGUGGAAGAUUCCUGGAAGAGGCAAGUGGGGGGUGAUUGAUACUUUCGUCGUGUGUGAAGAUUGGAUGUGUUCUGUAAAUGCUAGUGGUUUAGGGCAAUGAACCACUCAACAAGCAAAAUUAAUGACAAUGCCAGUGUCAAGGUCACGGACAUUUUGAUGUGCAUUCGCACCUGGUAGCUCUGAGAUGGUGUGUUUGAUAAAAGAUCCGGCGACUUUUAAAUGCUCUACUUCAUACAUGUAUUUUGUCAGGGAGUCGUUGCUUUAAAUAUAUCAUACCUCAAGAAAGGAUUUCCUAUUAGAUCAA
Messenger RNA from Eucalyptus grandis, 816 nucleotides. RefSeq names its product DNA-directed RNA polymerases II, IV and V subunit 6A. The record is from RefSeq and is a predicted model, not a curated record. The transcript has 6 exons. Gene Ontology annotation, cellular component: nucleus; RNA polymerase I complex; RNA polymerase II, core complex. Gene Ontology annotation, biological process: DNA-templated transcription. NCBI's taxonomy places the organism in Eukaryota, Viridiplantae, Streptophyta, Magnoliopsida, Myrtales, Myrtaceae. Gene Ontology annotation, molecular function: DNA-directed RNA polymerase activity; DNA binding. Bases 126 to 551 code for a protein of 141 amino acids.